This is a messenger RNA of Malania oleifera, 3807 nucleotides long. RefSeq names its product protein argonaute 1. Lineage: Eukaryota; Viridiplantae; Streptophyta; Magnoliopsida; Santalales; Ximeniaceae. The record is from RefSeq and is a predicted model, not a curated record. The coding region runs from base 231 to 3509 and encodes 1092 amino acids. Gene Ontology annotation, molecular function: RNA binding; protein binding. The transcript is spliced from 22 exons. Gene Ontology annotation, cellular component: cytoplasm. Gene Ontology annotation, biological process: regulatory ncRNA-mediated post-transcriptional gene silencing.
UACCGCUCCUUUAAAUUCCGCCUUCCCUGCCCUUUCUGAUGAUUUUAUUCAUUGUUUAUUUCUCACUCUGUUUGUCUGUCUCUCUCUCUCAUCUCCGUCGCUCUCUCUCUCUACUCGGAGGAACGGACGGCUGUAGCGGGGAGGACUGCUGGUGGUGGCUCUUUUUACGGCGAGCGUGAGGGGUUUUGCUGACGGUUUUUUCUGAGUUUUCUUGGUGUUUAGAUAUCAUCAUGGUGAGGAAGAGAAGGACUGAACUUCCUGGUGGGGGUGAAAGGGGUGAGAGCUCUGGAACCCCAGAAGGGAGUGGCGGUAGUGGUCGUGGUUCCCAACGUCCUCCUGAAAGGACUACACCAGCACAACAGGGAGGAGCUGGUGGUGGUGGAGCAGCAGGCGGAUAUCAUGGAGGCAGAGGUUGGGCACCUGGUCGAGGAGGAUAUGGUGGGGCCAGGAGUGGAGGAUCUCAACGUGGUGGAAUAGCACCACAGCAGUAUGGUGGUCCUCCUGAAUACCAGGUUAGAGGAAGAGGAGUGUCAUCUUCUCAACAGCCUCCUGCUGCACAGUAUGAAUCUGGUGGCAGGCGGCGUGGUGGUGGUCCUAGCAUGGGGGUUGGUCGUGGGGUAGUAUCUUAUCCUGGCGACCCUUCUGCUAGGUCAUCUGUACCCGAGCUGCACCAAGCAAUACAGUCUCCAUAUCAAGCUGGGGUGACCCUCCCUCAGACUGUGCCAUAUGGGCAACAGGCAGGGUUGCAUUCUGAGGCCAGUUCUUCGAAGCCACCGGAGCAAUCCCAAGUGACACAGCAGUUACAGCAGCUUACUAUCGAACAAGAAGGUGCUCCCAGCCAGGCAGUUCAGCCUCUUCCUUCUAGCAAAUCAAUGAGGUUUCCUCCCCGUCCAGGCAAGGGUAGUACAGGCAUAAGGUGUAUUGUUAAGGCAAACCACUUUUUUGCUGAGUUACCUGACAAGGAUUUGCACCAAUAUGAUGUUUCAAUUUCGCCAGAGGUCACAUCGCGGGGCGUAAACCGUGCUGUAAUGAAUCAGCUAGUGGUAUUGUAUAAGGAUUCUCAUCUUGGAAGACGACUUCCUGCAUAUGAUGGGAGAAAGAGUCUGUACACUGCAGGGCCUCUUCCUUUUGUAUCCAAAGAAUUCAGAAUUACUCUAAUAGAUGAAGAUGAUGGACAGGGCGCAACUAGGAGAGAGAGAGAAUUUAGAGUUGUUAUCAAAUUGGCUGCACGCGCAGACCUACACCAUUUAGAACUGUUUCUGCAGGGGAGACAAGCUGAUGCACCGCAAGAAGCACUUCAGGUUCUCGACAUUGUUCUGCGUGAAUUGCCUACCACUCGGUACUGUCCUGUGGCUCGCUCCUUCUAUUCCCCUGAUCUAGGGAGAAGACAGCCAUUGGGUGAGGGAUUAGAAAGUUGGCGUGGUUUUUAUCAGAGCAUUCGUCCAACUCAGAUGGGGCUUUCGCUCAAUAUUGAUAUGUCAUCCACUGCUUUCAUUGAGCCAUUGCCUGUCAUUGACUUUGUUACCCAGCUUCUGAAUAGGGACGUUUCUGCUAGACCAUUGUCUGAUGCUGACCGUGUGAAGAUCAAGAAGGCUCUUAGAGGAGUCAAGGUUGAAGUUACGCAUCGUGGUAACAUGCGCAGAAAGUAUCGAAUUUCUGGUCUAACUGCACAGGCAACUAGAGAGCUGACUUUUCCAGUUGAUGAAAGAGGAACAAUGAAAUCUGUUGUUGAGUAUUUCCAUGAGACAUAUGGUUUUGUUAUUCGACACACACAGUGGCCCUGUCUUCAAGUGGGAAAUCAGCAGAGACCCAAUUAUUUGCCAAUGGAGGUAUGCAAGAUUGUAGAGGGUCAGAGGUAUUCAAAGAGGUUAAAUGAGAAGCAGAUUACUGCUUUGCUGAAGGUGACAUGUCAACGCCCUCAAGAGAGGGAACUUGAUAUUAUUCAGACUGUUCAUCAUAAUGCUUACCAAGAUGAUCCAUAUGCAAAAGAAUUUGGAAUCAGAAUUAGUGAGAGGCUGGCUUCAGUUGAGGCUCGCAUUCUCCCUGCCCCAAAGCUUAAAUAUCAUGAUACAGGUAGAGAAAAGGAUUGCCUACCUCAGGUCGGUCAGUGGAACAUGAUGAAUAAGAAAAUGGUAAAUGGAGGCACUGUAAACAAUUGGAUCUGCAUAAACUUUUCACGUAAUGUGCAUGAUAACGUGGCACGUGGGUUUUGUUAUGAGCUUGCACAGAUGUGUCACAUUUCUGGCAUGGCAUUUAAUCCUGAAUCAGUACUUCCACCUCUUAGUGUUCGCCCUGAUCAGGUGGAAAGAGCCUUGAAAACUCGGUUUCAUGAUGCCAUGACCAAAUUGCAGCCUCAGGGCAAGGAUCUUGAUCUAUUAAUUGUUAUUCUACCAGACAACAAUGGAUCUCUUUAUGGUGAUUUGAAACGGAUUUGCGAGACAGACCUUGGCUUAGUUUCCCAGUGUUGUUUGACGAAGCAUGUUUUCAAGAUGAGCAAGCAAUAUCUGGCAAAUGUGGCAUUGAAGAUCAAUGUGAAGGUUGGUGGAAGGAACACGGUGCUAGUUGAUGCUUUGUCGAGGAGGAUUCCACUGGUCAGUGAUCGUCCUACAAUCAUUUUUGGUGCUGAUGUUACCCAUCCUCAUCCUGGGGAAGAUUCAAGCCCUUCCAUUGCAGCGGUUGUGGCUUCUCAAGACUGGCCAGAGAUUACAAAGUAUGCUGGUCUGGUUUGUGCUCAAGCUCAUCGCCAAGAACUCAUCCAAGACCUAUUUAAAACUUGGCAAGAUCCUGUUAGAGGAGCUGUGUCUGGUGGCAUGAUCAAGGAACUCCUCAUAUCUUUCCGCAGGGCAACUGGGCAGAAACCACAGCGCAUCAUAUUCUAUAGGGAUGGUGUGAGUGAAGGCCAGUUUUAUCAAGUUUUGUUGUAUGAACUUGAUGCUAUUCGCAAGGCAUGUGCCUCCCUGGAACCAAACUAUCAGCCUCCGGUAACAUUUGUUGUUGUUCAGAAGCGUCAUCACACUAGGUUGUUUGCCAACAACCACUAUGAUAUCAAGUCAGUUGACAGAAGUGGCAAUAUAUUACCUGGUACAGUUGUUGACUCCAAGAUCUGUCACCCUACUGAAUUUGACUUCUAUCUUUGCAGUCAUGCUGGCAUUCAAGGAACAAGCCGGCCAGCUCAUUAUCAUGUACUCUGGGAUGAGAACAAGUUCUCGGCUGAUGAGCUGCAGUCUCUUACGAAUAAUCUUUGCUACACAUAUGCAAGAUGUACACGCUCAGUUUCUAUUGUGCCUCCUGCAUACUAUGCUCAUUUGGCUGCUUUUCGAGCAAGGUUCUAUAUGGAACCCGAGACAUCGGAUAGUGGGUCAAUGACAAGUGGUGCAGCUGCUGGUCGUGUAGGAAUAGGACCUGGAGGUCUGGGUGGUCGUAGCACCCGGCUUCCAGGGGCCAAUGCUGCUGUCAGACCCCUCCCUGCCCUCAAGGAGAAUGUUAAGAGGGUUAUGUUUUACUGCUAGUCGCAGGUGAUCUGCGAAAAACAAUUCUUUGCUUUGGAAAAUGCUAUCCAUCUGUGUGUGCUGUUAUAUAUUAUUGGGUAUUGCUGCAUGUGGUUGCAUCCCGUCUGAUUUGUCAGGCAGUUGUUGGAUUAGACUGCACAAGUGGCUAUACUACAAGAUAAUGUUUGAAACUUAACUAUAUUGAGUCAGUCAACUGCAGGGCCCCUUGAGCCACUCAUGGGUCCAUUGCCUCAAGGUUUGUAUUUAAAGACGCCUAUAAACAUGUUUGUGAUGACCCUUUGGUGGUGGGUUCUUUUAA